Molecule: messenger RNA, 2778 nt
Organism: Letharia lupina
Lineage: Eukaryota; Fungi; Ascomycota; Lecanoromycetes; Lecanorales; Parmeliaceae
Exons: 1
Coding region: 1-2778 (925 amino acids)
Biological process (GO): protein dephosphorylation; negative regulation of MAPK cascade
Cellular component (GO): cytosol; cytoplasm; nucleus
Molecular function (GO): MAP kinase tyrosine/serine/threonine phosphatase activity; protein tyrosine/threonine phosphatase activity
Source: RefSeq, a predicted model, not a curated record
AUGCCGGUGGCAACAAGCUCACAGUCGCUUCUGGCAUCCUUACCUUCGUUUAUGUCUGUGUUUGGAAACGGCCCGGACAGGUUAGAAACAAAUGAAGGUGACGCCGCGGCGACCACUUCACAGGGCAGGACUCCAAAAAGGCCCCUAAACAUCGCCCAACCUGCUCCUCCUACAAUUCGUCGAGACUCCACCUCGACCUUUGAAUCCACAGAGUCCUCUCCUACAACUACGAUAUCGACAGUGGGGUCUUCUCUCACAGAGCCUUCGCCUCGUUCGCCUCCCGAGACACCAGACUCCUCCUCACCUCUUACAUCAUUCAAAAACCUGAGAACGAACUCGGUACCGAAUAAUCAAGCAGAAAUGGAGUGCAGAGACCCUUUCUCGAGCUCAUUUCCAACCUUACCCGGAGUGGAGCGCGCAGAUUCACCGAACAAGAAAAUGCGCAACAUGAAGAACUUGUCGGUGAAUACAUCUGCGUCAAAUCGCACAGGGCUCCAGCUUCCAAAAUUAGGACCCUCGAACCCGCCACAAGCAUCCACCAAUGCAUUCUCCGCUCCACCUACACCAGCAUUCAUUGUUCCGCCCAAAUUGCCUAGAAAAAAGCCAAGCACUCUCCCGCUCAUGAUCACUACCCCCGAUUCAAGCACUUCUGGCCAGGAUCGGCCGAGCGCAGCCCUUCAAAGCCCAUCAGAUCCACAGAUUCGGACUUUGCGGUUGCUACAAACCUCGUUAAAUGGCGCGCUAUUCUCUCCAACCGUCGCCCCUGAGGGCGGCAUGCGAUUACCGCCGUUCGCCGCUCCGGCGACGUCUAGCCGCCCCUCUACUACCGGUGGCCGGAUAGGCAAAGUACGACCGCCGCUCAGUGUUUCGCCUCUGUCUUCGUUCGAUAAUUCAACAUCCUCUCCAAUCACAAGGCAGACACUCGAUCAUGUGCAAGAAGAGACAGACUAUGAGCCUCCGCUCUCUCAAGAAGUCAAGUCGCCCGCAUAUCCACAAGGGCCCGUGUGCAUCUAUGAUCCGCACGUGUACCUUUAUCUCGAACCCAGCCAUGUCGAAGCGCGAGAAUUCGACGUCAUUCUGAACGUUGCGCGAGAAGUAUUGAACCCUUUCUUGGCAGCAGUAGAAAAGGACGCACAACCUCGAAAAGAAGGAGCAGAGAUACAAGGAGCUCCGAAUGCAGACAACGCCUACCUCGCUGGCCGAGAUAGCGUUCCAGAACCGCAGACUGCGGUCUCGGAGAAGUCCUUCGCCUCUGCACUUGAGGCGCAAAUAGAAGAUGCUUCAACGACGGCGCCGGGCACACCAAAGGCAUUCAGGCCGGAGCCUGAAUACAUCCAUGUUCCUUGGGACCACAACACUAAUGUAGUGGAUGAUUUGCUGAGGUUAUGUGAGCUCAUCGACAAUCGAGUACGGCAAAAUAAGAGAGUAUUAGUGCAUUGCCAGUGCGGAGUUAGCCGAUCAGCAAGUCUUGUUGUUGCAUACGGACUAUACAAGAAUCCGCAGCUCACUGUGCAAGAAGCCUAUGAUGCAGUCAAAUUUCGAAGUAGAUGGAUCGGGCCAAAUAUGAAUCUAAUAUAUCAAUUAUCGGAGUUCAAGGCCAAAUUGAUCAGGACGCAUCCCAUGGGAACAGCAGCUUGGCAUGCAUGGCGAGCUCUGGGAUCUGGGCGCUCAAACCCAAACGCCACUGUGAAUCCUAACUCAGACUCUGGCCUACCGUCCUCUUCUGGACUUCGAAGUCCGCCACAAAAGUCAUUGAGUGCACCAUCCCAGAUAGGACGUGAUACACGGUCCAGCUCAUUCAGUCCACCCAGCUCAGCUCAGCUUAUGCCAACCUCUUCAGGCGACAUCACACCAGGUCCGUCAUCAGCGCCGCCAGAUAUGCAAUGGUCUCCAGGCCAGAGGUCGCCUGCGCCCGAAAGUGACGCCGUUUCCUCUUAUGCUCAACCUCUCCCUACCUCGGCAUCCCCCCCAAACAUCUCGGAUCCAGAUACCGAAAUGGUACUUUCGCCUUCAACAAUGGAACGCGAAGGCAUCGAAGAGAAAGAAGCACCAGCGCCUGUGGGAGGGGUGGCCAAUGACCUGCAGGAAGUUGCCAAGGAUCUAGCCAACAAUGAACGCAAUCCCACUGACAUGUCUCUGCCGAAGAUGAACUUUGGUCCUGAGAUUACAAUGUCACUGCCGUCGUUCGAUGAAUCAUUCGGUGAGAAAGGGGCAGUACCUGUGGCAGGGAUGAAACAGGAACUACAGCAUGAAGCAAGCGAUUCGGACAAAACUUCGGACAACAAAGAAGAAUCUGCUCUAAUUUCUCCGCCAAGGUUCUUGGAAUUGGUUACCGAAAAUUUACGCUUCCAAUCACCCACUAGUCCUGCAAUCAAGGAGACAGAAAUGACGCUCUCACACAUCCUGCCAACAGCCACUGUAUCAACACCCUCCCCCACCCUCCCAGCAGGCUUCAGCAGCCUCUUAAGCCGACGCCAAGGCCCUCUCGGACUACGCCAGUUACCUCUCCGCCAGGGCCAAUCUCCACCACAAUUGACCAAUGCCCAGCCAUCACCGCGAGCAAUCGAUCCCGACGUCCCCCAGACUCCCUCGCUCCUCUCUCCCCGAGCUGCAGAGUUCACAGCUAGUCCCUUCCACCGCACUUCUGCUGGCGAUCUAGCGGGCUCGUCGGUCUUCGAACAAGGUCUCAUGAGCCCGGGGCUAAAGGAGGAGGAUCCUAGGAGUCCGCAUCCGAUUGGCGAGGCCCCGAUUACGAGGAGUAUCUUCGAUAUGAUAUGA